GUUACUGUGGUUGCAUAAUUAUCCUAACCUGUUCAUAAUCACAUAACCUCACCAAUGCUGCUGUAAAAUAUUUAUAAAAAGGAAAAUAAUGGCUUUAGCAGCAAGAAAAGGUCUGUGUGAGGUUACUUCCCCUUUGAUCCAGUUUAAGAGGUUCAGAGGUAAAAUAAACAUUCAAAACCCUCGACCUCCGCAUUUUGAACGAGCCAAAUAUCUUGCACUGACAAAGCCGAUAUUCGUAAGUCCCUAUAAAGACAAACCCCUAACAGAAUUGUGCAGUGGCCCAGGUUCACAAUGGAAGAAAAAAACUGAAGAGAAUCCCUUCCAGGAGAUCAUUGCAGGUGAACUGAAGAAAUGGUUGUUUGAGUCACGGUUGGUGGCAUUUUUUCACAUGAACCCAAUGAAUGCUGACCAGCAGUUUGAUGCAUAUGUGUUGUUUAAGAAGCAACAGAUGCACUAUAAGAAUUUUGGUCACAAAACUGUUGAAUUGGCUGUUAAAAAUACACCCUAUGAAACAAUAUUAGACUUUUAUGUGUCACAUAAUAUGACUGUGUUCUGCAAAGAACCCAAUAUUAAAAAACUUCUUCAAAUCACCAAGAAGUUUCCACAGUUGAUCCUUUUGGCAGGAAUUUAUGAAGGAAAAUUGUUGAGCAAGGAUGAGUUGGUGCAUUUGAGUACAAUUCCUAACUUGGAAAGUGCACAGGCUGGUUUGGUACAGACAUUAAACAAUGUUGGUGGGCAGUUAGUUAAUAAACUUAAUAGCCAUCAAACCAAUUUGGUGUCACAGCUUCAAGCAAGAGUAGAUCAGUUGCAGGAUGAGAAUAAAUGAUGUAAUUAGUUAUAGAAUAUUAAAAUUGUUACGAAAA
Molecule: messenger RNA, 863 nt
Organism: Aethina tumida (small hive beetle)
Lineage: Eukaryota; Metazoa; Arthropoda; Insecta; Coleoptera; Nitidulidae
Gene: mRpL10
Product: 39S ribosomal protein L10, mitochondrial
Exons: 2
Coding region: 89-826 (245 amino acids)
Biological process (GO): translation
Cellular component (GO): mitochondrial large ribosomal subunit
Molecular function (GO): structural constituent of ribosome
Source: RefSeq, a predicted model, not a curated record